GCGACAUGUUGGUGCCGGUUAAUCAUUUCAGAUCUCUCCACACAGACCUGAAACCUGUUCCAUGUAGAGAAGAGCUGCUCACGCUUCCAGACAUGUUGUUCAGGAUCCUCUGCUUAUUCCUCGUCCUGGUGUUUCUGGGUCCGGUUCAUGGCGGACCCCUGACGGACCUCCACCCCAACAUGACGGACCAGGAGCUGUUCUGGGGCACCGACCAGUACGACUUCUCCGUGGUGCUUCCUGCCGCGGGGUUGCAGUGUUUCUGGCACUUCGCUCACCGCGGAGAGAGAUUCUACCUGAGCUUCAUGGUCCAGUGGGUGAUGGGAGUCGGCCAUGACAGACACCUGUCUGUCACCGUCAACGCUCCCAGCAGUCUACUAGUGUCGACUGUCGAUGACGCCAAGGGUCAGAUCAACUUUGAGGCCGAGGAAACGGGUUUCUAUCAGAUGUGUUUCAACAACUUCCACAACCGCUUCGGCACCAUGCAGGUCUUCCUCAGCUUCGGCGUUUACUACGACGGCUACAAAGACCCCGCCACGCGCCAAGAGGAGGAGAAGAAGAAGAAACAGGAAGUCAGCAAAGACCUGAACAACACACUGAGCUUCAUAGAGGAUGCGACUCACAAAGUGGAGAACCACGUGUUCCACGUGUUCCGCUACUACAGCUUCGGCCGCAUGAGGAAGAGCGCCGACUACUUCCUGCUGCUGUCCAACUCGUGGUACGUCACCUGGUGGUCGGUGGCCCUCGGCCUCCUCAUCGUCGCCUCCGGGUACCUGCAGCUCCUCUUCCUCCAGAGACUCUUCGUCACCCAGACCGGCGGCGAGGAGGAGAAAAAGCCCCGCUGCUGAGGCCCUCGGGGGGGGGGGGGGG
Anarrhichthys ocellatus (wolf-eel) is the source of this 867-nucleotide messenger RNA. Its product is annotated as transmembrane emp24 domain-containing protein 6-like. The record is from RefSeq and is a predicted model, not a curated record. Bases 6 to 845 code for a protein of 279 amino acids. NCBI's taxonomy places the organism in Eukaryota, Metazoa, Chordata, Actinopteri, Perciformes, Anarhichadidae. The transcript has 4 exons.